AUGUAAGUCUAAGAGUCAGAAGUAUAUAAAAGAAUCAAAUUACUUGGAUCAGGAGCAUAUGGAAAAGCAUAUCUAGCAGAAAGUAUUAGAGAUGGAUAGUUAUGUGUAAUUAAAUAGAUUGAUGUGUCUUUUAUGAAGUAGGAUGAAAUUGCAGUAAGAGAAUAUUACUAUUAAAUAUUAUAGCAAGCAUAUAAAGAAGCUAAAAUAAUGUCCACAUUGAAACAUCCUAAUAUAAUUAAUUUUAGGGAAGUAUACAAAACAAAGAAGGGUAAAUUGUGUAUUGUUAUGGAUUAUGCUGAUGGUGGUGAUUUAUCUCAAAAGAUAAAAUAAACAUAAGGUUCUUUAUCAGAAUCUUAAGUACUUGAUUGGUUCACUUAAUUGAGUUUGUCAGUUAAAUAUUGUCAUGAUCGAAAGAUUCUUCAUAGAGACAUCAAAACAUCUAAUGUGUUUUUAACUAAAGAAGGUAUGAUUAAGUUGGGUGAUUUUGGGAUUGCUAAGAUUUUGUCAACAACCACUCCUUGUGCAAAAUCAGUUAUUGGUACACCAUAUUAUAUGGCUCCAGAGAUGUUUGAGAAUCAACCAUAUGGAUUUAAAUAAGAUAUUUGGUGUUUAGGAGUAGUUUUAUAUGAAAUGUGUAAUAAAAGACCACCAUUUGAAGGUGAUAAUAUAGCUUAACUUGCUUUAAAAGUUGUCAGAUGUGAAAUUACACCAACUUUGGAAUGUUAUUCAAUCAAAUUAAGAAAGUAUGCAAUUGCAUUCACUUCUAGUACAGUUUAAUAGUAAAACUUCUAUCUUGUAAAGAACAUAGACGACCAACUAUCAAUGAAAUUUUACGUGAACAAUUAAUCAGAGACAGAAUCAAGUCAUUUCUAAGUGAGACACUCUAAAAAGAAUAAUAAGUAAUUAAUCAAAUAGUAAAAACAAAAAAACCUGUACAAUAAUUACCUCAAUUGAAGAAAAGAAUGGCUACUCCAAAAUAAAGAGCUAGUCCUAGUGUUCACAAAUUACCUGAAAUCAAGAGAACUAUUGAUACUCCUAAUUUUAGUAGAAGAGUAUAAUUAAAAUAGAAUCAUUCAUAUCUACCUACAUAAUCUCCUAGAAGAUAGUCUCCAAGAAGAAAGAAUCAAUUAUCAGAAGGUCCUGAAACACCUAAUAAAAUAAUUAAAUCACCUUCAUUGAAUAUAAGGAUUUAGAGUGGUAAAGUACUUACAGAUAAAUAUCUUUAAUUAAAGAAAUAAAUUAAAUCAUUUGAUCGUUAAUAAAGUGGCAGAUAAAUAGUUAAUAAUUAAAGUAAUCUGUUUUUUAGUCCAAAAAGAAAGUAGUAAGAAGAAGAAGAGAAAGUAUUAGAUCCUAUUGAAGAAGCUGAUAGUACACCUUUGACAUUGACUAAAUCUAAUAUUGAAUUUUAAGAUUUUAAUAAUUCUAUUGAAGAAAGAAGAAAAAAAAAUAAAAUUAUUUUUAAAGAUCCUUUCAAAAAAGAUGAUGAAAUGAGUUAAAUGAUAUCAUAAUUGUAAGAAAUAGUAGAAGAUGAUUUUGAUAAUCCACCAGAAUAGAUUAAAGUAUAAUAUAAUUAUUAAAUUAUUUAGAAUUUAAGAGCUAGAUUGAUUUAAAAAUUAGGUAGACAUUUCGAUGAAGUCAUUAAAUAAUGUGUAUAAGUAUUUAAAAAGAAUGGUGAUUUGGGUUAAAGUGAAAUGGUUGACAUUCUACAAUAAAGAUUUUUAGGUGUUUCUAUAAAGAAAGUUUCUGGAAUAGCAACAUUAAUUCUCACACUAAUUAUUUAAACACAAGGAGAAACUAUUAAUACUGAAUUUUGA
Molecule: messenger RNA, 1814 nt
Organism: Paramecium pentaurelia
Lineage: Eukaryota; Ciliophora; Oligohymenophorea; Peniculida; Parameciidae
Source: the annotation of a GenBank genome assembly